AUGGCAGAAGAACAGGCUAAGAAGGAGAAAAAUGAAGAGAGAGGUCGUCAUCUUUAUAAAACAAGCAUUAAAAUAUUGAAACAUUCCAAAAGAAAAAAAGAGAAAAAUGAAGCCUACCAACUACUUACUAAAGCAGCAGAUUUGGGAAAUUUGAAAGCUAUGGAAAAACUUGCUGCUGCAUUGCUGUUUGGUUAUCAUGUUCCUCAAAAUAUAACUGCAGCUGUGGCUUUAUAUGAAACUUUGGCUGAAAAAGGAUCUCAUAAAGGCCAAACUGUAUUAGGAUUUAUGUCUUCAUAUGGCAUAGGAGUGGAGUAUAAUCAAGCCAAGGCACUUCUGUAUUAUACAUUUGGAAGUCUUGGAGGAAACUUGAUAUCUCAGAUGAUUUUGGGAUAUCGUUAUUGGUUAGGAAUCAAUGUUCCAAGGAACUGUGAAGCAGCAUUAAUUAAUUAUAAGAAAGUGGCAAAAUUUAUUGCUGAUAAAUUAGGAAAACAUGAUGACAUGCCAGUAGAAAAAAUGAGACUGAUGGAAAGAUCAGAAAAUGUGAGUUACAACAAUGUCUUCUUAGAUUGGGAUGUACAACAAUACUACAAGUUUUUGGCUAAAAGAGGAGACACACAGAUACAGGUGUAUCUUGGACAAUUACAUCUUGUAGGAAGGAAGGGAGUAGAAAAAGAUCAUUCUAAAGCUUUCUACUACUUCCUAAAGGCAGCAAAAGCAGGGAAUGCUAAUGGUAUGGCAUUCCUGGGAAAGAUGUUUUUAGAAGGAAGUGUUGCUGUGAUACAGAGCAAUGCUACUGCAUUUAAAUACUUCACAAUGGCAGCUGAAAAGGGCAAUGCUGUUGGAAUAUGGGGACUAGGUCUUCUUUAUUUCCAAGGAAGAGGAGUCCCAUUGAACUACACUGUAGCUUUUAAGUACUUUGAAGAAGCAGCUGAGAAAGGUCUGGCAGAUGCACAGCUCCAGCUAGGAAUCAUGUAUCACUCUGGCACUGGAGUCAAGAAAGACUAUAAACUUGCUUUCAAAUAUUUUUACGUGGCAUCUCAAAAUGGGCAACCUAUUGCUGUUUAUUACUUGGGCCAGAUGUACGCUGCAGGAACAGGAGUGUUUAGAUCAUGCCAAAAUGCAGUUGAGCUCUACCGAAGCGUUUGUGAACUGGGAAGUUGGUCGAAGAAGUUCCUGACCGCAUACUUUGCUUACCAGGCCGGUGAGACAGAUUCAUCUCUUGUUCAAUAUGCAUUUUUAGCAGAAAUGGGAUAUGAAGUAGCUCAAAGUAAUUCAGCUUACAUUUUGGAAUCUGAAAAGGUUAAAAUUCUCAGGGAAGAUCACAAGUAUCCUUUGGCAUUUCUUUUGUGGAAGAGAGCUGCAGCUCAAGGCAAUGCAUUUGCUAGAGUCAAAACUGGAGACUACCACUUCUACGGUUAUGGAACCAAGAAGAAUUAUGUCACAGCAGCAUUUUAUUACAGCCUGGCAGCUGAUCACCAUAAUGCUCAAGCCAUGUUUAAUCUGGCAUAUAUGUAUGAACGUGGUUUAGGUAUUCCAAAGGAUAUAUAUUUGGCUAGGAUGUGGUAUGCUGUUGCAGCAAAAACAAGCCCAGAUGCUUCCAUUCCAGUGUUCUUAGCAACUUUGAAACUAGAAGUUACUGUUCUCCUCAGAGAAAUGAAGUUUUUCAAGAUUAUUACACAAUGGAAACUGUCAGAACUGGACAACAUUCUUGGACCACACUGGGAUCUGCUUGCAGUGGCAGUCAUAGUCAUUUUGCUUCUUCUCUUAAUUAGCAAUAGGUGUGCAGCUGGAAUUCAAGGCACUCAACAAGACACUUAUUGA
Molecule: messenger RNA, 1821 nt
Organism: Alligator sinensis (Chinese alligator)
Lineage: Eukaryota; Metazoa; Chordata; Crocodylia; Alligatoridae
Gene: SEL1L2
Product: SEL1L2, ERAD E3 ligase adaptor subunit
Exons: 18
Coding region: 1-1821 (606 amino acids)
Biological process (GO): ERAD pathway
Cellular component (GO): endoplasmic reticulum membrane
Molecular function (GO): protein binding
Source: RefSeq, a predicted model, not a curated record